This is a messenger RNA of Leptopilina boulardi, 1554 nucleotides long. RefSeq lists its product as uncharacterized. NCBI's taxonomy places the organism in Eukaryota, Metazoa, Arthropoda, Insecta, Hymenoptera, Figitidae. The transcript has 4 exons. Bases 179 to 1393 code for a protein of 404 amino acids. The record is from RefSeq and is a predicted model, not a curated record.
UGAGCGCAAAAUUAUGAAACUCAUACGAAAGUGAGUGCACAUUGUAAAUUGACUAACGUUAGUGUUAAAUGUCGACUUACUUUGAUAAGAAGCACAAGAAGAAGGAGAGAAAAAACAAAAAAUACAGCUUUUGGGAUAAUUUUAAAUCACUCAAUUAUUAUAUGACUGGACGCAAAAGAUGUUGCGUAAUAAUUCAGACCAGAUACUUUUUAAAAAAGCUUUACAAAACGAAUUGGGUCAUGAAAAUUUCAUAAUAAAAGAAAUUGAACAACAACCAACCAGUUCUAAAGCAGAACAUGGGCUUAGUGAUAUAUUUAGGAUUCUUAUAAGGUACAUAGAAGAUGGAGAAGAGAUUGACAAAAACCAAGGAAGUCUGUUAAGUUUAAUAGUGAAAAAGGAACCGAAUACCGAGGGUGCAAAAUUAGAUUUAAUACGGAAACAAGGAUUAUUUGCAACUGAGAUAACAUUCCUCUGGGAUGUACUACCACAAUUGGAAAAUCGAUUGGGUUUUUCUUUAGGUCCAAAAAUUUUUUACAGUAAUGAAAAUUCAAGUCUUAUCAUAAUGGAGGAUCUCGAGGAAAAAGGAUAUCGACUUCAAAAUAGACAAAAAGGAUUGUCAAUGCAGCAUAGUUUAAUGGCCAUUGAACGUCUGGCAAAAUUUCACGCUGCCUCUGUCUCGCUUUUUGAAGACAAACCAGAAUUAAUAAAACAAUUUAAAAGUGGAAUAAUGAGUAGAGAAACACAUGAAAAUAUGUACAAAAUUGUAGUGUCGACACUUCUCCUAUUGUCGAACUCUAUAAUUGAAAAAUGGAUCGAUCAGGAAGCUGUGACUGCGGCUCACAAAUUGAAAAAAAUGUCCGACAAUUUUGAGAAUCGAAUUUCCAAAGUCUACGAUUAUGACAACGAAGAAUUUUGUGUCUUAAAUCACGGAGACUGUUGGCAUACUAACUUAUUAUUUAAAAGCAAUGAACAAGGAACUCCAAUCAAUAUGCUUAUGGUUGACUAUCAAAUGAGUAUUUUCACGUCGCCAGCAAUUGAUCUUCUUUAUUUUCUUGGAAUAUGUCCUGAAAUUGAUAUAAAAUGCGAAAUGGACGACUAUUUCCUUCAAGUGUAUUUGCAAACUCUAAAAAUGACAAUGCAAAAAAUUUGUUACAAAACAGAAGCGCCUACUAUGGAUCAAUUAAAAAAAGCAAUUGAAAAAAGAAAAAUUUACGCCGUCUUUUCAUCUCUAAUUUUCUAUCCAAGAAUGAUUGCUGAUGAGAUUGACACUGAAACGUUUGAUGAUACUCUGGUAACUGGAAAUACAAAAAUGGAUGUUUUUAAAAAUCCUGAUGCAAUCAAGGCCGUAGGAAAAAUUAUUAAAAUUAUGAACAAAAGGGGAUAUUUAGAUUAAUUUUUUUUCUCAUCUAUAUACAAUUGUAAAGAUUAAAUGUCAUCUGCUUGCUGAUAAAUAUAAUUUUAUUAUUGAAAGACACUAGAACUAACAAUUGCGAAUUAUUAAUGUAGAAAUAAGUUUUGUUGUAAGUGUUUUACAAAAUAAACAAAUUUAAACUA